Fimicolochytrium jonesii is the source of this 917-nucleotide messenger RNA. RefSeq lists its product as uncharacterized. Bases 163 to 750 code for a protein of 195 amino acids. NCBI's taxonomy places the organism in Eukaryota, Fungi, Chytridiomycota, Chytridiomycetes, Spizellomycetales, Powellomycetaceae. The transcript has 2 exons. The record is from RefSeq and is a predicted model, not a curated record.
GCCGAAGGAAGAAGAUACCCGUUGGCAAAGUAGGACUCAGCCUGAAUAAUAACGAGCGUGGUUGGGUGCAAUCGUGGAGAAAACGCGAAGGAAAGCCGGACGAUCGUCCUCGGCUGCGGGCUCGGAACUCUCGGAACCUUCGGACAUCCCUACGAAUAGACGAUGCCAAAGCCACGGCAUACAGGCGCCCACGUCUGCCCGCUAUGUCUUUUCCUAUGUCCUACAAAGACUUCGCUUACGAAACACUUGGACGAUGUUUGUUUCUGUCCCUUGCCCAAGCGGACGUGCUCGCAGUGCAGGCGCGUGCAUAAGGCGGCGGCUGACCUUAUUACAUGUCUGCAUGAGGAGAACCCUGACACGGAAACGAUACCAUGUUGCGUAAAGAACUGCAAGAUAGAGGCAAGCUCAGUCACAGAGUUUGCGCAUCACUACCGUCAGAAGCACGGCCGGGACGCCCCAUUAUACGAGAAUAGUGCAAUAUCCUCCACGACGUCGUCAGGCGUAUUCCCACCACCACGGAUAGGAGCCGCCGCCGCGAAGCUUGCGCGUGCAACUUCCCAAGAGUCCGCCCCAGUCCCGCCGGGCACACCUAGCCAACCUAAUAGGAAUGAUUUCAGGGCAUAUGGGUCGCCGAUGCGGGUUGUUGAGGAGCAUACUCCACCUGCGAUCGCUCCAUUUACGUUUCCGCAGCACAGAAGGCUUGUGCUGGACGGGAAACUGAUCGAUGUCGUCUUGAGAUUGGAGGAGUAAGGGUCACCAGUGCUGCGAGUGUUGGCUGAAUUGUUUGCGCAACUGACUGCUUACUCCUUCGUUGUAGCGAUCGCCCCGCUGUCCGAGGACUGGCAGAACGAUUGGCAGUAGAUCCUCGUAAGAGUGCCUGUGUCAGGGUAAGUAGCAGCACUGGUGUGAUGUCCAAU